ACUUAAUUUUUUUUCUAAUAUAUUAAAAAGUAAAUCAUAAUUUAUUCACUUAAAAAAAAAAAAUGAUUGCUAUGUUCAACAAAAUGACCAAUUACUUCUUGUAAAUGUUGGCAAAUAUAGUAGUCACUGUGGUAACUACAAAGCGAAUAAUUAAAGAGUGAAUAAUCUAACUAUUUUUUUUUUUUUUUUUUCCUUUUUUCGGAUGUGUUGUUUGUGUGUGUGUGCGUGUGUGAGGGAGAGAGAGAGAGAGAAGUAGCUGGCAGAUUGAAAUUCAUUUAUUAACGGCGUCGGAAGCAGUUAUUAGGCUCCGUUGACGAUUAUCCAACUGAAUUUCCCACCAAAAAGAUACACUCCUUCUAUCAACUCUCUCCCUCUCUCUGCAAAAGCGAAUACACUGACAACUCUCUCUCUCUCUCUCUCUCUCUCUCAAUCCCAAUGUGUUAAAGGUCAUUGUAAAACUCAAUAACACAAUAAUUUCUCUGAAACGCAAUCCAUCGUCUUCUCUUUCGCUAAGUUCCACCACUCGCCUUUAAUUCUUCGUCCAAAGAAAACCCUAGUUUCUUGAUCGCGCUUUCCCAUCACCAAUAAUGUCGAAACCCUCAAAACCCACUACUCUCUACUUUCCAUUCCUCGCGUUCUUGAUGAUUUUCACUCUCAUUCCGCUGUCCACAGCUCAAUCGGAACAGAGUCCAAGUUACCUUCAAUUUGUAUUCAACGCCACAGAAUUCCCUGUUCAGGACUACUACGAUUACAUAAUCGUAGGUGGCGGCACCGCCGGGUGUCCAUUGGCGGCGACGCUGUCGGAAUUCUUUAGGGUUCUGGUGCUCGAACGAGGCGGGGUUGCAUAUGGGAAACCUAAUUUGAUGACCCAAGAAGGGUUUAUCACCACUCUCAUGGAGGUCGACGAUUUUGACUCGCCGGCACAGACCUUCACCUCCGAAGACGGCGUUCCUAACGCCCGAGGACGCGUUCUUGGAGGCAGUAGCGCAAUCAAUGCAGGUUUUUACAGCCGAGCCGAUCAAGAUUUCUACAGAAGAUCUGGACUGAAUUGGGAUCUCCGAGUGGUGAAUCAGUCUUACGAGUGGGUAGAGAGAGCAAUUGUGUUCCAGCCAGAACUCAAGAACUGGCAAUCGGCGGUCAGAGAUGGGCUGUUGGAGGCCGGCGUUGAUCCGUAUAACGGGUUCAAUUUGGAUCAUGUGGUGGGUACCAAGAUUGGGGGUUCCACAUUUGACAGCUAUGGUCGACGACACAGCUCUGCUGAUCUUCUCAGCUAUGCCAAAUCUUCAAACAUUCAAGUGGCUGUUUAUGCAAGCGUGGAAAGAAUUCUAUUAGCAUCUUCUUCAGAUUUUUCUGGGUCGAAACAAACAGCAAUUGGGGUGGUUUAUCGCGACCAAACAGGCCAAUACCACCACGCAUUGGUGCGCGAAAGGGGUGAAGUGUUGCUCUGUGCCGGCGCCAUUGGCAGCCCUCAGCUUCUGCUUUUGAGUGGCAUUGGGCCACGGCCAUACCUCUCGUCAUGGGGAAUUCCGGUGGUGCAUCAUGUGCCUUAUGUGGGACAGUACAUCUAUGACAAUCCCAGAACUGGGAUAUCAAUAGUGCCACCAAUUCCAUUAGACCAUUCUCUCAUACAAGUUGUGGGCAUUACUGAUUCAGGGGCUUACCUUGAAGCUGCCUCCAAUGUCAUCCCUUUCAUUUCACCUUCGCGGUCCGUUUUCAUUAGAUCAUCCUCUUCACCACUGUAUCUCACAGUGGCCACCCUCAUUUUGAAGAUCACCGGGCCUCUCUCUUCAGGUUCUCUGCGAUUGGCUUCUACAGACAUCAGGGUUAACCCGAUUGUCCAGUUUAAUUACUUCAGCAACCCAAAUGAUGUAGCGCGUUGUGUGAAUGGCACUCGCAAAGUCAGUGAUGUCCUGAGGAGCCGGUCCUUGGAUGAUUUCAAGUUCCGGGAAUGGUAUGGUGGUCGGGAAUUCAGAUACGUUGGACCGGCAUUGCCUGAUGAUCAAAAUGAUGAUCAGCAAAUGGGAGACUUCUGCCGUCGCACAGUGAGUACCAUAUGGCACUACCAUGGUGGGUGUGUCGUGGGAAAGGUGGUUGAUCGUAAUCUCAGAGUUAUUGGUCUUGAUGCUCUCCGAGUUGUUGAUGGCUCGACAUUCACUGUAUCGCCAGGGACCAAUCCCCAGGCUACACUAUUGAUGCUUGGAAGGUAUGUUGGGUUGAAGAUAAUCAAAGAGAGAAUGAAAUAGGACUGACCACUCACUCUGUUGUGCCAAAGGAACUAUAAGUCUACUGUGCUAUACCCUUCUUGUAGUGUUUCUUUUUUGCUCUUGUUUUGGGGCUCUUUCUGAUAUGUACUGUUUUCCAAGAUAUAGAAAAGCGUCAUUUAGGAGUGUAAAUUUCUUGAUUCAUUCAUUCAACACUGACGAAUGCAUAAUAAAGAAGUGUUGUUACAGAAGUUAAA
This is a messenger RNA of Cornus florida, 2458 nucleotides long. Its product is annotated as (R)-mandelonitrile lyase-like. Bases 588 to 2243 code for a protein of 551 amino acids. The transcript is spliced from 3 exons. Lineage: Eukaryota; Viridiplantae; Streptophyta; Magnoliopsida; Cornales; Cornaceae. The record is from RefSeq and is a predicted model, not a curated record. Gene Ontology annotation, molecular function: flavin adenine dinucleotide binding; oxidoreductase activity, acting on CH-OH group of donors.